Malania oleifera is the source of this 894-nucleotide messenger RNA. Its product is annotated as probable xyloglucan endotransglucosylase/hydrolase protein 23. Lineage: Eukaryota; Viridiplantae; Streptophyta; Magnoliopsida; Santalales; Ximeniaceae. Bases 1 to 894 code for a protein of 297 amino acids. Gene Ontology annotation, biological process: cell wall biogenesis; xyloglucan metabolic process. Gene Ontology annotation, cellular component: apoplast; cell wall. Gene Ontology annotation, molecular function: hydrolase activity, hydrolyzing O-glycosyl compounds; xyloglucan:xyloglucosyl transferase activity. The record is from RefSeq and is a predicted model, not a curated record. The transcript is spliced from 3 exons.
AUGGCUUCUCUCGUUUCGUCUUCCAAUGUUCUGCAAAUGCUGUUGCUCUCUCUAAUGGUUUGCUCUUUCGUACGACCCUCUGCCAGCAACUUCCACAAAAACUUUGACAUCACUUGGGGAGACGGCCGCGCUCAAAUUCUCAAAAGCGGAAAGCUUCUCACUCUUUCCCUAGACAAAGCCUCUGGCUCUGGUUUCCAGUCCAAGCACGAGUACCUCUUUGGAAAGAUUGACAUGCAGCUUAAGCUCGUCCCCGGUAACUCCGCCGGCACCGUCACUGCCUACUAUUUAUCGUCGCAAGGGUCGACCCACGAUGAGAUUGAUUUUGAAUUCUUGGGAAACUUGAGCGGAGAUCCCUACAUCCUUCAUACUAACGUCUUCAGCCAAGGCAAAGGCAACAGAGAACAACAGUUCUACCUAUGGUUUGAUCCCACUGCCGAUUUUCACACUUAUUCCAUCCUCUGGAAUCCCCACUGCAUCAUCUUCUCUGUGGAUGGCACACCCAUUAGGGAAUUCAAGAACAUGGAGUCGAACGGUGUUUCCUUCCCCAAGAACCAGCCGAUGAGGAUAUACUCGAGUCUUUGGAAUGCAGAUGAUUGGGCCACAAGAGGUGGGCUGGUGAAGACGGAUUGGAGUCGAGCGCCUUUUGUUGCCUCCUAUAGGAAUUACAAUGCACAUAAUGCUUGUGUGUGGUCAUCUAGAAAAUCUUCGUGCACUUCAAAUUCCUCUUCACUCUCUACUACUUCCAAUUUGUGGCUCACUGAACAAUUAGACUCCGCAAGGCUGGAAAGACUGAAAUGGGUUCAGAAGAACUACAUGAUUUACAAUUAUUGCACAGACGCAAAGCGAUUCCCCCAGGGCCUACCUCUGGAGUGCACCCUCGCCAAUGUGUCUUGA